Equus quagga is the source of this 1571-nucleotide messenger RNA. It is a transcript of the gene LY6G6C, whose product is annotated as lymphocyte antigen 6 family member G6C. The record is from RefSeq and is a predicted model, not a curated record. The transcript has 3 exons. Lineage: Eukaryota; Metazoa; Chordata; Mammalia; Perissodactyla; Equidae. Gene Ontology annotation, cellular component: protein-containing complex; external side of plasma membrane. Bases 66 to 440 code for a protein of 124 amino acids.
AGCCAGAUCUCCGAAAAUCUACUCUAUCAGCGGCUGCAUUUGCUACCAUUCUCAGGACCCUCACCAUGAAAGGCCUUCUGCUGCUCACCCUGUCUUCUCUGGUCUGCUGGGUCUCAGCUGACAUUCGCUGUCACUCCUGCUACAAGGUCCCUGUGCUGGGCUGUGUGGACCGGCAGUCCUGCCGCCUGGAACCAGGACAACAAUGCCUGACAACAAAUGUGUACCUCGGUAAGAUGUGGGUUUUCUCCAACCUUCGCUGUGGCACACCAGAAGAGCCCUGUCGGGAGGCCUUCAACCAAACCAGCCACAAGCUGGGCCUGACCUAUAACACCACCUGCUGCAACAAGGACAACUGCAAUAGCCUGGCCCCCCGGCCCACCCCGGCCCUAGCCCUUGUCCUCACCUCCUUGGCUGGCCUUGGCCUCUGGCUGCUGCACUGAGGCUCACUCCAUGGCUGCCCCCCUCCCUCCUGCCUCACCUGAACCUUUCUCCCUGUGUCUCGGAUCCCCUGACUUCCCACAGUGGUCUCUCCCUAGCUCUCUUUGCACUAAAAAAAAUUUCUCCAGAUCCUUCACAUUUCUUUAAUUAGACAGUGGUCUCCCUCCCCAUCCUUCUACCCCAUACCCUCCAGUCUGCUUUUCCUGAGUCCCUUCCUAUUUCCCCCUAGACCAUUCCAGAUCCUCCAUUGGCCCCUAGAAGGACUCCCCACUUUGCCUCCUGCUCUCUGUGGUGCCCUACUCAGAGAGGGAUUGGAAUCUGGGCCUGAAAUGGAGCUUCCAUCCUGUUCCUAAUGAAGGCUCCCAGAAAGGACCUGAUGACUUCAUUGUACAGGGCUUAUUCCCCAAAUCCUGGCUCCCAUUGUACUCCAUCCCUAUGCUCCCCUGUUUCCAUUUUGAGUAAUAAAUGUCUGUGCCUGAUAAAUUGUAUGUUUAUUGUCAGAGGCCCCCUCCCAGGAAGUAACACUCUCAGCCCCCACCCUCACCCAAGAAUCCUUCAGGGAGUUUCCCUGGGAGGCAGGGCUGAAGCAGAUGGAGAAACAGGUUUUUCAGGCCUCUGUCCUCCCCUCCAGUGUCUGGGGGUGGUACACAGGUCCCAGUGUUUGGAGAAACAAUCCUUAUCCCAAAUUUAGGCCAUAGCUCUGAUGUACUGCCAUGAAAGAGAUGCAGGCUGUCUUGAGGGCUCCCCAGAAAGGGUAGGAGAGUUGCAUGGGGAUAGGACCUUGGACCCUCUUUCCAGGCCUCAGUCCCUCAGAUUAGAGUCAGAGGCCUCCCCUGAUCUGGUUACUAAGUGAGGCACCAAGCAACCCUCCUAUUACAGUGCUUACAUUUCCUUUCUCAAUUCAAGCUAGUCAUGUUCGGAGCCAAGUUACAAAUGGCAGAAAGGGGAACAAACCCAGAUAACCAGGCCCAUUGAUUCCUGGUGACCCCACUCAGCCCAGAGCCUGCUCCCCUCAGUGAUCCUUAUUGCUAAGGAAGAUUCUCCCUAGCAACAGGAUCCAGGAGUCACUUAGGGUGGAUUCUCCACUGUCCUUUGGGGUUUAGUUGGUUAAGGAGUGUGCCAUGUAACUAAGU